AUGGGUUGUCAGCCAACUAAAAUCAAUGAUACAGCUCAACAAUCCACAAUGAUAAAACCGUUUAAUACACAUCAACUUGAAACUGAAGAAUUUCAAAGAAGGACGGGCGACAGAAUUCAGAAAAAGUCUGUUGAACUUGACGUUGAUUACAAUACCGAAGAAUAUUUGAGAGACGAUCGAUUUUUUUUUCCACAAAAACCAGUUAAAUCCUUUCGUGAUGAAUUACAUGGUAAUUCACAUUUUAUCAAAGAAUGGAUGAAACGAUAUCCUAAUAUAAGUGUUCAAGAUCAAACAGAACAAGCAGCAAGAGGAAUACUAUACGAAGCUGAAUUACUCAAUCAACAAUUUGAAGGUGAUUGGUUUUCCAAACAAUUGCAACAAGUGAAAGACAAAGAUCGAACAGAUAUUCUAAAAUGUUGUAUAUCUCUCUAUACAACAGAAGGUUUUCUCUAUAAACUUAUUAAUAAAACGUUGAGAGAUAACGAUAUGAGUAAACUGGAUACAUUAGGCGCAUAUUGUGAUUUUCUUUAUCAGUGUGAUGCAUCACGUGCAUUUAGUAUGAAUAGUUAUACGGGUUUGGUCUAUCGUGGUGCCCAUUUGGAUUCACAUAUGAUCAGUAAUUAUCAAGAAGCAGUCGGAACAGAGAAGGCGUGGGAUGCUUUUACUUCUACAAGUAAAAAUCGAACAAAAGCGGAGCGAUUCGGCAAUACUCUGUUUAUUAUCAAUAUCAAAAAUUCCAAAUAUGUUCGUGGUCUUGAUAUAUCCCCCUAUUCUAAAUACCCUACGGAGGAAGAGGUACUUAUAUCAGCAGCAAGAAUAUUUCAUAUUGAUAAAAUCGAUUAUGACGAUACAACUAUGAAACAUUACAUUUAUCUUACGAUCGAUUAA
Messenger RNA from Didymodactylos carnosus, 888 nucleotides. Lineage: Eukaryota; Metazoa; Rotifera; Eurotatoria; Philodinida; Philodinidae. The record is from the annotation of a GenBank genome assembly.